UUGCAACAUCGCGAUAUAUUGACCCCCACUAGACGCGAAAUGGGCGGCGCCACCUUCCUGCAAACUCGCAGUGCGUUUAAUCGGAUACCAGUGAGCGCUGACAGCUUUCAAAGUUCCCCGUGAAAAACGCAGUUCGCAUCCUCCACACACCGCCAGACCGUUUUCAAUUCCGUUUUUACGUACGAGUUUAUCGGCCCGGACUCCUGGUGCCAGUUUAUCCUCCGCAUCUCCGUUUCGGUGGUUUUUGUGUGCCCGUGCACCUGGGACCAUGUUCUGAAUCAUCCUGGCGAGGGGAUGACCAACACAAACUACCCAUACAACCCCAACCCCAUAAUGUUCCAUUCGAGCACCAACUCCGGCGGCUACACCGACUCCAACGCCUCAGGCUUCCACCAGCACCUCCAACAGUCCCCGGUCUACGUGCCCAGCAACCGUGCCAUGCCCCAAUACUCCACGCCCGCCGGCGGCCACUUCGGGGCGGCGCACCAGAGCGGUUGGCAUGCUGGCGGUGGCUACGGAGAGAUGGCAGCGCCCUCCGCCCACAGUCUCGGCACGUCGCCCCAUCACGCCGGGGCUUUGAGUGCCGGCCAGUUCUACGCCCAGAACAUGAUGAUGAGCUCGUGGCGGGCUUACGAUGGGGCUGGCUUCCAGAGGACUUCUCCUUACGAUGCCGGUGUGGAGUUUCAAUUCGGCGAGGGCAGGGAGUGCGUGAACUGCGGCGCAAUAUCGACGCCUCUGUGGCGAAGAGACGGGACCGGUCACUAUUUGUGCAACGCCUGUGGCCUUUACCAUAAAAUGAACGGAAUGAAUAGGCCCCUCAUAAAACCAUCCAAAAGACUGGAUUUCCCGUUGCAGACCGCCACCCGACGGCUGGGCCUGUGCUGCACGAACUGCGGCACCCGCACCACCACCCUGUGGCGACGGAACAACGACGGCGAGCCGGUGUGCAACGCGUGCGGCCUCUACUUCAAGCUGCACGGCGUCAACCGGCCCUUGGCGAUGCGCAAAGACGGCAUACAGACGCGCAAGCGCAAGCCGAAGAAGCCCGCCGGCGGCGACCGGGACGAGACGGGGUCCGCCUCCAUCGAAGAAAGCAAAUCGUCUUCGAUGGGCAUACCGACGUCCCAACAACAGUCCACCCCGACGCAACAAACGUCGACCCAAAACCAGCAAACCCAACUGGACAAAUCGUCACCGGUGGAACGUCCGUACUUGGGUCAGACGUCCCUGCUGCCGACAACCAGCACCGGAGCCAUCAAAAGCGAACCCGGCUACGACUACAACUACCUUCAAAACCAACCGUCCUAUCCCUAUCAACAGAUCUUUGGGUUCCCCGGUAGCACCACCACCAACGGCGACAUGGCCUACCAUCAUCAGCACCACGUGACGGCCGCGGCCAAACUCAUGGCAUCGUCUUAGUUCUUCCCCAAAAAAAUAAGGAAAUAAAUAAAAAAUUGUACUAAAUUUAAUCAAAUGAACAAAAAUGUGACGAUAAAGAAUUUGAACUAGUCCGCAUUUGUAACAUUCACUAACCCAAUCUGAUUAUUUUGUUUGUAAAUGAUCUAAAAAGACUUGAUCACGUUGUAUUUAAUGUUUAAUGUUUAGAAUUAGUAUUUUCGUUUUUCAUUAAAGGCACAUCACGAAUACAUAAUCGAUUUCAUCGUCGUAAAACAUUGAUGUAUGUAAAAUAAUGUAUUAUGCACAUUACUGUGAUAUAUACGUUUUAUAAUUGCAAUAUUUAAAACACAGAUUAGUAACAUAUAAAAAUAUUCUCACUUGUAACAUAGUAUUGUUGUUUGUACACAUUGUACAAUACGUCACGAUUGUCUAAUAUUUAGAUUCCCGUAUUAUUUAUUGUCAAUUUAAAAAAUAUAUGUUAAAAAUAAUAACUGAACCUUUAACAAAACAAUCGUACUAAAAUCUAUGUACUGCACACAAAAUAGUUGUUAGAAUUAUUAUAUUUGUAAAUACGUGUAUUAAUUUAAUGUUAUUUUUAUCGUGUACAUAGUAAUUGUUAGACUUAAUUGAAUUGUACUACUAAAUAUAUAAUCGUGUAUGA
Molecule: messenger RNA, 2059 nt
Organism: Aethina tumida (small hive beetle)
Lineage: Eukaryota; Metazoa; Arthropoda; Insecta; Coleoptera; Nitidulidae
Product: GATA-binding factor A-like
Exons: 5
Coding region: 295-1419 (374 amino acids)
Biological process (GO): negative regulation of transcription by RNA polymerase II; cell fate commitment; positive regulation of transcription by RNA polymerase II
Molecular function (GO): RNA polymerase II cis-regulatory region sequence-specific DNA binding; zinc ion binding; DNA-binding transcription factor activity, RNA polymerase II-specific
Source: RefSeq, a predicted model, not a curated record